GACAUUAGGUUUUUGCUGAGUUGCGCAACGGACGUUUAGAUUAAGAAGCAUUGCUACUUUUGGCGCCAAGCAAGUAAAAAACACAUUACAAUCGUAUUCCACGGCAAGUGCUGGAAAAUAUUAUGCCGCCAAGGAAAGCUACUAAACGAACCGCCCAAGUUCCUCCGACGGGACAAAAGAAGUCCAAACAGCUAAAAAAAAAGCAAGAUUUAAAGUUGAAACCAAAUUUACGACAAUCCAAUAAAGGCGGUUACAUACUUGCAUUCGGACAAGGCGAUGUUGGACAACUUGGACUGGGAGAAGAUGUCAUUGAAAAGAUUCGUCCUGCGACUAUUCCUGGAUUUCAAGAUGUUGUUACUGUAGCAGCUGGAGGCAUGCAUAAUGUUUGUUUAAGACAAACCGGUGAGGUAAUAACAUUUGGAUGUAACGAUGAAGGGGCUCUGGGAAGAGAUACAUCCAAAGAAGGCUCGGAAACUGUACCAGGUUGCGUUGAUUUACCUGCUAAAGCUAUUCAAGUAACAGCCGGUGACUCUCACAGCGCUGCAUUAUUAGAAGAUGGUAGAGUCUUUGCGUGGGGUUCUUUUAGAGACUCUCAUGGUACUAUGGGAUUGACGUUAAAAGGAAAUGAAAGACUUCCUAUAGAAUUAUUACCUAAUGUUAAAAUAGUUAAAGUAGCAUCGGGUGCUGAUCAUUUAGUAUUACUUAGUGAAUCUGGAAAUGUAUAUACCUGUGGUUGCGGCGAGCAAGGUCAACUAGGACGAAUAGCUGCUAGAACCGCUAGUAGAAAUAGUCGUCAGGGUAUAGGACCUUUGUUAACGCCUGGAAUAGUUGAAUUUAAAAUUACUAAGAAAUUAGAAUUUAAUGAUAUAUGGGCGGGUACAUAUUGUACUUUUCUAAAAGAAUAUAGUAAAGGAGACAUAUAUGUUUUUGGUUUGAACAAUUAUUAUCAAAUUGGUUUAAGUGAACCAUCCACUUAUUUUCAUCCACAAGUAUCAAAAACUUUUAGUGGGAAAGUAUGGAGGCAUAUCAGUAGUGGUCAACAUCAUACCAUUGCUUUAGAUGAUGUAGGUCAAGUUUUUGUAAUGGGUCGUAAAGAAUAUGGUCGUCUAGGCCUUGGACCUAACUGUUCGGAUGCCAACGAAUUAACUUUAGUUUCUGCUUUAAGUUCUAUGAAAUGUACCGAUGUAUCAGCUGGUAGCGCACAAUCUUUUGCAGUUACAGAAUUAGGAGAUCUAUAUUCGUGGGGAAUGGGAACAAGUGGACAACUAGGUACAGGAGCAGAAGAAGAUGUAGAAGAACCUCAAUUAGUUAAAGGGAAACAAUUAGAAGGCAAAACAAUAAUACAAGUUUCUGGUGGUGGACAACAUACGUUAAUUUUAGCGAUAUCUCGCCCAAUAAAAGAUAAAACUGCGGGUUAAUUAAAAGUAAUGUAACAUUUGUAUAAUAUCACACAUGUGUGAUACUAAGGUCGGACAACGAAGGACAAAAAAAAAAUGUGUGUAAAUUAAAUGUGCCUAAUAACUUUAUGACGAAAACAAAGAUAUGAUCAAGAUCAAUUUUUUAAUGCAUUCAAAUCCUUGAUGAAAGGAGAAUUUUCAUUUUUGUAUAUAAUGCAUUAUUAUCGGAAAUGAAAUCAUGGUGUUCGGAAUUAUUGGAAAUUGUUUAAUUUGGAAUUAUAGGAAAUUGUUUAAUUUCUUUGUUAGUUUUUCUAUUUACAAAUGUGUAUUACAGAAAUAAAUUUUUUCUACAA
This is a messenger RNA of Polistes canadensis, 1750 nucleotides long. It is a transcript of the gene Rcc1, whose product is annotated as regulator of chromosome condensation-like. NCBI's taxonomy places the organism in Eukaryota, Metazoa, Arthropoda, Insecta, Hymenoptera, Vespidae. The transcript has 6 exons. Gene Ontology annotation, molecular function: guanyl-nucleotide exchange factor activity. The coding region runs from base 123 to 1418 and encodes 431 amino acids. The record is from RefSeq and is a predicted model, not a curated record. Gene Ontology annotation, cellular component: cytoplasm.